GUCUCCUGCGCGGACGCGGUCGAGCGCUUCAACCUGUCCAUUACCUGCUCAUCGUCCUCGUCCAGUUCGUCUUUGUCCAAAAGGAAGAGCUCACUGCGGCGCGGCUGCACGAGGUCUCGCACGCCUUUUUGAUGAUCUGCGUCUGCGAGAUCAUGGUGGACUGGAUCAAGCACGCCUUUGUCACGAAGUUCAACCGCAUGCGGCCGGACGUGUACGCAAAGUUCACGCGCAUCCUCUGCGCCGACACCGCGGCCUCCGCCACCACGCAGGAGCGAGAGCCGCUCGCCAACUCACUGUCUCAUUGCUUACCGUCCGCCGCCAGGAUGGGCUUCGUGCCGCUGCCGCUCUUUUGCCUCGCCAUACGCGUCUUCGGGAACGAGGCCCUCCCGACCCUCGCGAUCACAGUCCUCCCGACCCUCGCGCUCCACCACUCGUCGGGCCCGCUGCUGCUGCUGCUCACCUGGCUCCUCUUCUGCGCGCUCAAGCUGCUCAUCUCCAUCGCCGUGCUCGGCUUCGCCACUCUCCACAUCGAGCGGACGGGCGGAAGGCGACUACGCCCCCCCGCCCACACACCCACACACCCACACCCAACAUCCGCGGCGCUCGAGGAAGAGGCCAAGGAGAUGAGGCUACGCUCCGUUGGGAGGUACGCUCUCAUCGGGAAGCAGAUCAUGUGAGACUACCCGCGCAGCUCUCACGGGGCCCCGUGAACAAGAUAGUCCACCAGCUGAUACAAUGGCAGCUGACGGAGUUUUCGAGAGUAGAGAAGCGGCAGAGCGCUGCAAACCCUUCUCCACCAGAGGAUGAGUUUGCCUCUUUUUACGUUACUACGGCUCUGUACGACUU
Messenger RNA from Emiliania huxleyi CCMP1516, 846 nucleotides. RefSeq lists its product as hypothetical. The annotation marks the transcript as partial. The record is from RefSeq and is a predicted model, not a curated record. The transcript has 9 exons. Gene Ontology annotation, biological process: maintenance of protein localization in endoplasmic reticulum. NCBI's taxonomy places the organism in Eukaryota, Haptophyta, Isochrysidales, Noelaerhabdaceae. Gene Ontology annotation, cellular component: endoplasmic reticulum membrane.